CCCGGCUCCAGGGAGGCAUCACGGAAAAACUACGAACGCUUUGCGGGGCAGUGUGGGUGGGAGAAGCACACAGAGGCCAGGCUGGGCCCUCCCCUGCUCGCGCACCCCGAAAUGGCUCGGAUGCAGGAUGAGCAGCGAGGGGGCGCGCCCUUGAUGGCGGAAGGCAAGUCGCACGCCGAGGUUAAGCUCAUUCUGUACCACUGGACGCAUUCCUUCAGCUCUCAAAAGGUUCGCUUGGUAAUUGCUGAAAAGGCAUUGAAGUGCGAGGAACAUGAUGUAAGUCUGCCCCUGAGUGAGCACAAUGAGCCUUGGUUUAUGCGUUUGAACUCAACUGGAGAAGUGCCUGUCCUUAUCCACGGGGAAAACAUUAUUUGUGAGGCCACUCAGAUCACUGAUUAUCUUGAACAGACUUUCCUGGAUGAGAAAACACCCAGGUUAAUGCCCGAUAAAGGAAGCAUGUAUUACCCACGGGUCCAGCACUACCGAGAGCUGCUCGACUCCCUGCCAAUGGACGCCUACACACAUGGCUGCAUUUUACAUCCGGAGCUAACGGUGGACUCCAUGAUCCCAGCUUAUGCAACAACAAGGAUUCGCAGCCAAAUUGGUAACACAGAGUCUGAACUGAAGAAACUUGCUGAAGAAAAUCCAGAUUUACAAGAGGCAUACAUUGCGAAACAGAAGCGACUUAAAUCAAAGCUGCAUGACCACGACAAUGUCAAAUAUUUGAAGAAAAUUCUUGAUGAGUUGGAGAAAGUCUUGGAUCAGGUUGAAACUGAGUUGCAAAGGAGAAACGAAGAAACCCCAGAAGAGGGCCGCCAGCCCUGGCUCUGCGGAGAGUCCUUCACCCUGGCAGACGUCUCGCUCGCUGUCACCUUGCAUCGACUCAAGUUCCUGGGCUUUGCGAGGAGAAACUGGGGAAAUGGAAAGCGACCGAACUUGGAAACCUAUUACAAUCGUGUCUUGAAGAGAAAAACAUUUCACAAGGUUUUAGGACAUGUCAACAAUAUACUAAUCUCCGCAGUGCUGCCAACAGCCUUCCGGGUGGCCAAGAAAAGGGCCCCCAAAGUUCUUGGCACCACCCUUGUGCUUGGUUUGCUUGCAGGGAUGGGGUAUUUUGCUUUUACGCUUUUCAGAAAGAGAUUUGGAAGCAUGAUAUUAGCACUCAGACCCAGACCGAAUUAUUUCUAGGCUUGCAGGGACCCAGUGGUGGCAACUCACCCUCCCAUUUAGCUGAACAUUGUCCACUCUGCUGGGCCCAGUGAAGUUCCUGGGCAACUAGUCAAAGGCAUAAUUUACUUUCCUCUUUGGGUACUUCACGUGAGGAGAGGAGGACCUGACAAGGCUGUGUGGGCUGGAAACUUGAGAUUACCGCUUCGCAAACCUGAACUAAACCAUCAUGAAAACUCGUACAAGGUCAAGAUGUAUCAGUGCUGACAGGUGGAGAACAGACUUUUAUCUCAAACUGCCAGUUCAAGUUCAGAUGUGUUGUUAGUUUUUUUUGGGGGGAGGUUAUUAUUAUGAGCGGACAGUAGUAAUAAUCUGGCAUGGCCUAUAGCUCUUCAUCUGAGACUAGGUAAGUGGAGGGUGGAACAGUUGGCAGUAUUAUUCCCUGGAAUUCAGAGGUCAUCUUUGUUACACAGCAGAGGGGUUCUGACAGCAGCAGGACACAGGCUUCUUAGCAGCACUGCUGGCUCCAGGCAGAAAUGAGGGAGAAAAUGGGAAGCGGGAGAAGGAAAAGGGGAGAACGCAGUCUCCACUGUACCCAGCAGCAGAAAGCCCUUCCGGGAACCCGCUCGUGCCACUCACGGCUGCCUGGCCCCUUAGCAGACAUCACCAGGACUUCCUGUACCCACUGCCUACACAUCUCCUGGGAAAAGAAGACUAAGGAAUUCCUGGGGGGAGUGGGCGGAGAAAACCCCAGGCUUUAUACUUAGGGCACUUCAUUUGACCUUCAUCCUUUUAAAUGCAUAUGAAUCACACUCAUCCAUCUGUGAAGAUGAACUGCUUAUAGACUUGGCUGUGAGAUGCCCGCUGGACCAUGUCUGCCCGCCAUUUACAUGAAAAUCUGAAGUGAGGUCAAAAUGGUUCCUUUCUUUUCACAGUUGCCCGUUUUGGUGGUGCCUGUGAGCUCUCACUUCUCCGGACUGUGGUGUGCAGUCCAGGGGGUGUGGCUCUGCAGCCCCGUUUAUGCACGCAAGUGGCAUCAGGCAAAUGUCCCAGCUAAUCAGGAGCAUGGCAAGAGGCUGGGUUGGGGGUUGAUGGUCUGGGAGAACUAAAUAUGCCCCUUCUGCAUUUGGGAGGCUGGGGUACUAACCCCAAAACUGCUGUUCAGGCCUUGCAUCUGUUUGUCAUCACCACAAAGCUUCAGAAGGUUACAGAGGAAGACGAAGGUCUGGCGUUAGCCCUUGGGAAUUAAUGCAGGGGGAGAAGAAAUGAGAGGCUAGCUAGCGACGCCCACCAAUAUUGACUCAUAGAUGUCUAGGCAUUUUGGGGGGUACCGCAGUCCCUCUGGAUGGGACAGUCCCAGUGUCCCCGUGAACCACC
Molecule: messenger RNA, 2544 nt
Organism: Rhinolophus ferrumequinum (greater horseshoe bat)
Lineage: Eukaryota; Metazoa; Chordata; Mammalia; Chiroptera; Rhinolophidae
Gene: GDAP1
Product: ganglioside induced differentiation associated protein 1
Exons: 6
Coding region: 112-1188 (358 amino acids)
Biological process (GO): mitochondrial fusion; mitochondrial fission
Cellular component (GO): mitochondrial outer membrane
Source: RefSeq, a predicted model, not a curated record